AUGCCACCUCCCAGCUACAUAACCGACGCCCUCCCUCCGCCGCAACUCUCCCAAGUCGCCGCGCAAGGGUUUGCGUCAGGCGCGCUCCGCUUCGGCACCAUCUCCUUCGCCUCCCACUUCUUACUCAACCGCUACACGCCCGUGUACCGCGGACUGACGAUCCAGUUCAAGGUGUUUUUGCAGAUCAGCGCCAUGAUCCUGGGCGGGUGUAUCUUUGCGGAAAAGAGCGUCGGGGACUUCAACGAGGGGAUUCGGAGGCAGAGGAGGGCGAUGGACAGGAGUCGCAGGGCGUGGGAGGAGGAGAGGGAGGUCAGGGAGAUGGUGGAGCGCAGGAUUGCGGCUGAAGAGCGGGUGCAGAGGCAGAAGAAGGGCUCCGGCGGCCAAGGCGAUGGCGAUGGCGUGGGCGGGAAGUAG
This is a messenger RNA of Fonsecaea multimorphosa CBS 102226, 414 nucleotides long. RefSeq lists its product as uncharacterized. NCBI's taxonomy places the organism in Eukaryota, Fungi, Ascomycota, Eurotiomycetes, Chaetothyriales, Herpotrichiellaceae. The transcript has a single exon. The record is from RefSeq and is a predicted model, not a curated record. The coding region runs from base 1 to 414 and encodes 137 amino acids.